Phycomyces blakesleeanus NRRL 1555(-) is the source of this 495-nucleotide messenger RNA. RefSeq lists its product as hypothetical. Lineage: Eukaryota; Fungi; Mucoromycota; Mucoromycetes; Mucorales; Phycomycetaceae. The record is from RefSeq and is a predicted model, not a curated record. The transcript is spliced from 2 exons. The annotation marks the transcript as partial.
AUUCUUUCUGUUGCCCAAACAGCAUCCGCACACUUCUCUCUCACUUAUCCUCCUACACGCGGAUUUAGUGAGAGCAUCGAGGCCAAUGCUCCCUGUGGUGGAUAUGACACACCCUCAGCCAACCGUUCUUCAUUCCUUCUGAAAGAUGGCUUUGUCGAGAUUAAUGCCGAGCAUCCUUCUUAUACAUACCAAGUCAAUAUCUUGAUCAACAGCAACCCAACUAGUGCUGAUUUCACUAGCUCAAAUCUCGUAACUGUAGCUAGUGGCCAGAACUCCUUCCCUUUGGCUGCCUGCAUUCCCGUAAACUUGACCGAUGUUUCCGGUGCUACAAAUGGAACCUUGGCUACUCUUCAAGUCACAUUUAAUGGAGGUGAUGGUGCAUUGUACCAGUGCACAGACGUUGUUUUGACAAGCAACACCGAGGGCUUUAACAGCAGCAAGUGUAUCAACGCUGAUGGUUCUUCUUCUAGUGCCACUGCUUCCCAGUCAAGCUCU